Messenger RNA from Fundulus heteroclitus (mummichog), 1700 nucleotides. RefSeq names its product CD82 antigen. Lineage: Eukaryota; Metazoa; Chordata; Actinopteri; Cyprinodontiformes; Fundulidae. The transcript is spliced from 9 exons. Gene Ontology annotation, cellular component: membrane. Bases 160 to 927 code for a protein of 255 amino acids. The record is from RefSeq and is a predicted model, not a curated record.
CUACCUGCCAGUCCGCCUGCUGCCUCAGUCUGAGCGCACGCUGCCGCCGCCUCGCUGCUCCUGGGAUCCACGGGUCAGAACCGCGCAGAACCCCGCACAGAACCCCGCACAGAACCCGCUUCUCUCCGCACCGCCACGCAGGACAACAGAUAAAACACGAUGGGGAAAGGCUGCCUGACCGUCAGCAAGUACUUCCUCUUCCUCUUCAACCUCAUCUUCUUCCUGUUCGGGGUCACCAUCAUGGGCUUCGGACUCUGGCUCCUCCUGGACAAUCAGAGCUUCAUCGUCUUCCUCAAUAACUUCCCGUCGGUGAAGGCGGGCUGCUACACCCUGAUCGCCGUCGGAGCCUUCGCCACGCUCAUGGGCUUCGUCGGCUGCAUCGGAGCCAUCUAUGAGAUCCGCUGCCUGCUGGGCCUGUACUUCACCUGCAUCCUUCUGAUCCUGCUGGCUCAGAUCGCAGCUGGCGCUCUUAUCUACUUCAAGAAGGACGAGCUGAACACCGAGAUGUCCAAGAUCGUGGUUAAGGUUCUGGAGGAUUACUCCGGCAACGAGUCGAGCACGGAGACGGCCUGGGACCACAUCCAGCAGAAGAUGAAAUGCUGCGGCUGGAACAACUCUGCGGACUGGAACACCAACACGGUGAUCCAGAACAGCUCCGGGGUUCUGUACCCCUGCUCCUGCCACGACGCCUCCCUCGAUCCGGACAAGCAGCGCGAAAGCGGGUUCUGCGAGGCUCCGACGACCAGUUGGCCCGUUUACCUCGCGGGAUGUUCUGAAAGCGUGGAGAACUGGAUCGUCACCAACAUGGCCGUGGUGCUGGGGAUCUGCGUCGCAGUGGCUUUUAUCGAGCUGCUGGGGAUGGUUCUGUCCGUCUGCAUGUGUAGAAACAUCCAGACGGAGGAUUACACCAAGGUGCCCAGAUACUGAGGCUCUGCACACCAACUUCCCUUCAUUAAGCCGAGAAAUGACCCCGAGAAAGAGUUGAAUGAGUUGUUGUGGUAGAUAAGGAGUAUUUUCAUUGUUUUGUUGGUUUUUAUCUUUUGUCAGAUUAGUUUCCUUUAAGCACUUUAGAAACUUUUUUGUAGUUUUACGCCUAAGAUCAGAACAAUGCUGAAAAUUAAAUUGAAAUGAGAAUUAGUGUUUAAAUUAAAAACGGAGCAGCUCCUUCAGGUCCAAAGUGUGGGGCUGUAGCGCCCCCUGGUGGCGCGGCGCUCCUUUAGUUCCCCUCCACGCCUGGAUUGACCCGUUUGUCUGCCAAGGAGGACGUGCUUCCUGCUUUUUGGUUUUUAUACGCCCUGACAUGUUGUUGGUACUCUGUACAUAUUUUUAGUGAAUAUUUGUAUGACUUUGAUUCUGCCGGCGUUUCUCUGUCUGGGGUUUUUUGUGGUACUAAACUUACUGGUUUCCUGUUUACAGCAAAUAAACGGCUUUGUUUCAGCUUUACGAGCAUUUUAACCCUGAUUGUUCAUGUUUUGGUGUAAAACUGACACAAAGGAAUAUUUUUGGGAAGAGAAGCAGCUAAACCUUUGAGCCACGCUGUAUUUUCUAAAGCAGAAUUUUCUGGAUUAAGAAAUAUUCAAUUAACUUUACGAUAACCUGCGAAGUGAAGCUGAGCCUUCUGCGGUCGUUAAUACAGACUCACAGGUUUUGUUCUGUCAUUUGUAAUAAUAAAUAAAGUGAAUAAAGUCACAUUUUGGGUU